Chaetomium strumarium is the source of this 933-nucleotide messenger RNA. RefSeq lists its product as uncharacterized. The record is from RefSeq and is a predicted model, not a curated record. Lineage: Eukaryota; Fungi; Ascomycota; Sordariomycetes; Sordariales; Chaetomiaceae. The transcript is spliced from 3 exons. The coding region runs from base 1 to 933 and encodes 310 amino acids. Gene Ontology annotation, molecular function: oxidoreductase activity.
AUGGACUCUCCUCUCGAUGCAGCAAAGCUCUUCCGUGUCGACGGUAUGGUGGCCGUCAUCACAGGCGGAGGCACAGGAAUCGGCCUCACCAUGGCGCGCGCCCUGGCCAUCAACGGCGCACAGCGCGUCUACAUCCUCGGCCGGCGCCUGGACGUCCUGCAGGACGCCGCCGCCAAGCACCACCCGACCGUCUUCGUGCCCAUCCAAUGCGACGUGACCUCCAAAGACUCCCUCCAGGCCGCCGUCGACCGAAUCAGCUCAGAGGUAGGCUACAUCAAUCUGUUAGUAGCCAACUCGGGCAUUGGCGGGCCCGCCGAGCGCUGGGACCGCACCCUGCCGCUGUCCGAGAUCCGCGCCCAGAUGUUCGACCAGUCCGUCAUGUCGCGCAUGACCGACGUGAUGAACGUCAAUGUCACGGGCGCCUUCUUCACCAUGGUGGCCUUCCUCGAGCUGCUGGACGCGGGGAACAAGAGGGCCGUGGCGGUGCGGCCGGGCGGCGAAAUAGUAUUUGGCGCGCCGCUGCAGCCGGGCGGGGGCGACGUCCCCUCGAUCCAGAGCCAGGUCAUUGUCACGAGCAGCAUCGCCGCGUACAGCCGCGACCCCGUAUCGAGGCCGGGAUACGCUGGCAGCAAGGCGGCGAUCCUGCAGUUGACCAAGCAGGCCAGCUCGAACCUGGCCAGGUUCGGCAUUCGGGCCAAUGCCCUGGCCCCGGGAUUGUUCCCUUCAGACCUUACGCAUGGUAUCAUCAGUACCCGAAACCCCGACAAGGAAGACCCGGAUAACAAGCUAUUCCAACCCGCCCGCCGAUUUGGUGGCGAUGAGGAGAUGGCCGGGACGCUACUUUAUCUCGCAAGCCGGGCGGGCGCGUACUGCAAUGGCACGGUGAUGGUGAUGGACGGUGGCCGUCUGGGCGUCAUGCUGUCGUCGUACUAA